AUGGCCACGCCCGCUUUGUACACGUGCGCGGCGAUCACGGAGUGGGCGAACACCAUCUUCCGGACCUCCCACGAGUCGCUCAUUCAGUUUCAACCCAAAGACGUCGCGCUCCUUCUCUAUGGUAUUUUAAAAGCGCACGCCACCCUCGUUCAGAGCGAGCAUCCUCCCACGGAGGAUUUUUCCGCCCUCUUGUCCUGCUGUUCAUUGCAGGAGAUUCAGUUUCAGGCGAAUCCGUCCGCCACGACGCAGUUGCGGAAUGCGGAGCACGUUUUGAGCGUCGUUCGGCGGGUUUCUAGCGGAUUGGCGGCGCGGGGGGCCUUUCCUUCCUCCUCCUCCUCCUCUUCCUCCGCCCCCUCCUCUUCCCCCUCCUCCGCUUCGCGUGCGUUUGGCGUGAUUGGUGAAACGCUGACAGCGGAGGUGUGGUUGGAUGGGAGGGCAUUCGUGGAGGAGUUGAAGCUCUGGCGGUGGUUGCGGGAGAUCGCGGUGCGGUUGGAUUCCACGGUGGUGGGCAUCCAACACGCCGUACAGGCGUACCUCGGCGCCGCCUGCACUUCUGUUCUCGGGGAAAAAUCCGGCGCUCCUUCUCGACCUUUUGAAGCGAUAGAGGGGGAUUUCAAUUCCGUCAAGAACGCGGCCGAAGGAGCGAAGGAAACCCGUGAAGGGGUGGAAAAGACCGUGAAGCUGCUUCCGGCAGCGAAAAAAUUUCGUUUAGAAGGGGAAACCGCCAUCGAUUCGGGCGCGGCGGAUGGCGAUCGCCGUGGGGAUUUGUUUUUAAAGCUGAAGGAGGCGUUGGGGAUCGCGAAGGCGAACCCCCCUGGCGGCGAGGGCGCGAAUCUCGACAAACGGACGGAGGUGGUUUGCUCGACAUGUCCGCUCAUCUUCGCGCAGGCGCUGCAGGGUAAUUUGGAGUACCUCAAGACAUUGGAAUCACAGAGGCGCGCGGCGCUCGCGGCGUGUGGAAAGAAGAAUAUAACGGAACUCUUGGCGAUUCUCAGUAGCUUUGCGUAG
This is a messenger RNA of Phytomonas sp. EM1, 1008 nucleotides long. The record is from the annotation of a GenBank genome assembly. Lineage: Eukaryota; Euglenozoa; Kinetoplastea; Trypanosomatida; Trypanosomatidae.